This is a messenger RNA of Schizosaccharomyces japonicus yFS275, 1159 nucleotides long. RefSeq names its product DNA methyltransferase. The record is from RefSeq and is a predicted model, not a curated record. Lineage: Eukaryota; Fungi; Ascomycota; Schizosaccharomycetes; Schizosaccharomycetales; Schizosaccharomycetaceae. The transcript is spliced from 2 exons. Gene Ontology annotation, biological process: tRNA C5-cytosine methylation. Bases 121 to 1101 code for a protein of 326 amino acids. Gene Ontology annotation, molecular function: tRNA (cytidine-N5)-methyltransferase activity; tRNA (cytidine) methyltransferase activity; methyltransferase activity.
UUGUAAAAAAUUUUACGCUUUUUGAAUUAGUCACAACAAAAAACCAGGAUUGGGUUAUUGGAAAAAGAUUGUGCUGGUAAAUUUUUGGGCCCUGUUGUAUUAAAAUUUCAUAGAAAUCAAAUGGAAGAAAAGAAAUCACAACUUCGUGUGCUAGAAUUGUAUUCUGGUAUUGGGGGCAUGCACUUUGCUUUACAAAAAUUGAACAUAGAUUUCAAGGUUGUUUUAGCUGUUGAUAUUAAUCCUCUUGCCAACCAAAUAUACAAUGAGAACUUUGGCAAAAUCGCAAAGCAUUAUGACAUUUCAACAUUGACGAAGGAACAAUUAGAUGCCUUACGUUGUGAUUUAUGGACACUAAGUCCUAGUUGUCAACCUUACACACGCUUAGGCAAGCAACAGGGUCAUGCCGAUCCAAGGGCGGCAGCGUUUCUGCAUGUACUUGAAAUCCUUCCGACAUGUUCAUACAAACCGAAGUUCAUAUUUAUUGAAAACGUUUUUGGAUUUGAAACAAGCUGGACGGCAGAAAAGUGUCGGGAAGUGCUCAAAGCCAGCGGUUAUGUGUUUCACGAAGUCUUGCUGAGUCCGUUUCAAAUUGGCAUUCCAAAUUCUAGACUUCGUUGGUAUGGACUGGCGCGUCUUAAGCGAGAUGAAAUCGAGAAUUCGUGGAAUCCGAAAUUGUCAUUCCCUGAUAAGGCGGAGACAAUCCGACCAAUAAAUAAUUAUCUGGACAAGGAAGUCAAUAUGGAGAAGCAUUCUGUUCCAGUAGAUAUUCUGCAAAAGUACGGACAUCAGUUAGACAUAGUGAAACCCAGUGACACACAUUCUUGUUGUUUCACACGGGGAUAUACACAUCUCGUUCAAGGCUCCGGUUCUGUAUUACAGAUGUCCGACCACGAAGACAUCAAGAAAGCAUUCCUUGAGAACAGAUAUGAUCUGUGUUUGCGGUAUUUUACCGUCCGUGAAAUAGCUCGCAUUAUGGGAUUCCCUGAAGAAUUUACAUGGCAAGCAAGCGGUGCUAGUGACAAAGCUAUGUACCGGCUUUUAGGAAAUAGCAUCAACAUUCACGUUGUUUCAGCUCUCCAAAAAGAGUUAUUAAUGAAUUAAACAGCUUUUAGACAACGACAUUUUAAUUUUGGGCAUUUCCAAGUAGUUCAAUUAACGU